UAAGACUCUAUGGCAGAGAUGAUAGUACAUAUUCACGUGUUCUUACUUUAAAUGACUAUCCAGGCUCACCAAAGAUGGCACUCGGCAGGGUCAGAAUACUGUUGUCAACACAAGCUCAUUUCGUGGACCGUCGGAAAUCAUCGAAUUGACAGAUAGUGAUACCCAUGAUACAUCCUCCGAAUUUCCGGACAAAUUAACUGAUCUCGUCAAGAGCCCUGCAAAAAUGCCGAGGAAACCUGUGGCUCAGCGCCCGAAAGAUUUCCUGUCACUUUAUGCUGACGACAGCGAUGCAGACGAUGGUUCCAUUCUCAUUCUAAACGAGCCUCGAAGUGCACGCAAACUCAUUCGUCGUGCUCAGAUAUCCACUGUCAACGAAACCAUUCCUUCCUUCCCGAUUACUCGCUGUGACGAUGAGUCAUUUCACUCGCAUUUCUCUGGAGAGGAUAAGAGGCAGUUUAGCACUCCUCGGAAAAUCUCGGGCAGCAUAACGCCACGAAUAAAUAAGCCAUCCCCUAGGAUCCCCACGCGGGGAAAAGCAGAGGAGCAAGCAUGUCGCGAGAAAUAUGCUGCACAGCUCUUCGAAGAGCUUAAUAGUACGAUAUUCAAUAACGGUCUUCCCCGAGAAACGAAGUUGAAUUGGAACAAGCGCCUCUUAACCACCGCGGGAAGGGCCAAGUGGCACAGGUCUAGGGAUGGUGCUCAGACGACAGAGAUUGAGCUGGCUGCCAAGAUUUUGGAUUGUGAUGAACGGAUACGAAAUACUUUGUCGCAUGAGAUGUGUCAUCUGGCAUGCUGGAUCAUCAAUGAGAACCCGAAAGAAGGUCAUGGCCAAGCUUUCAAAGCCUGGGCCAACAAAGUGAUGAUCAAGCGUCCAGAGAUCGAAAUCACGACAAGGCACAACUAUGAGAUUUCAUACCCAUUUGAAUGGAAAUGCGAAAAGUGUUCAAAAGUAUAUGGGCGAUAUAGCAAAUCCAUCAGACCAGAUGAAUGCGUUUGUGGCGUUUGUAAGGUCGGAAAACUCAUCCCCCUCUUCGUGCAAAGAGCACCCAGGACCCCUAAGGUCUGCAAGAUGGCAAAGGCUCUGCCUCAAGGUUCCCCUCGUCCUGUCGCGGCUCUGGAGGAAACCAGGCAAACACCGGCUGACAGCACGGUGUAUGUCAUAUCAUCAGAGGAUGAGGUGGAUAUAUUGAUCGGUGUCAUCCACGAUAUGACCUUGCACGAUGGCGAAACUCCACUACAAGCUAUGUAGUCCGUCAUUUAGCCCAUGGUGAUCUACCCAUCGAUUUAUUGGACUGGUGACCAGAUGAAUACUUUAGUGACUGUAAGGAUAGACUAAAAAUACAAAACCGAUUUGCUACAACAGGACCUUGAAACACACCCAUCUACGAAUAUCAGAGAUUUACUCGUCCAAUCUUCACAGGUAGCCGCGUGCCGAAUUCAAAUUGAUCGUACACGUAGGGCCGCGUCAGAAUCGCGUUAAAAUUUUGUAUAUCUGUAGCAGGCUCGAAAACAAAAUGAGGGAUGAGAGACGCCAGGAAUAUCUUGGUUUCCAACAUCGAGAACUUCCAGCCUGGACAAGCAUGUGGACCGAAUGAGAACGUCAUCAAGUUCGCGAUUCCUGGAUGAGAGGGAGCUCGUGCAGGGUGAGGCAGAGAAGACCAACGAUCAGGGCUGCAAGGUUGUCAGCAA
This is a messenger RNA of Suillus subalutaceus, 1689 nucleotides long. RefSeq names its product SprT-like family-domain-containing protein. Lineage: Eukaryota; Fungi; Basidiomycota; Agaricomycetes; Boletales; Suillaceae. The record is from RefSeq and is a predicted model, not a curated record. The transcript has 11 exons. Gene Ontology annotation, cellular component: nucleus. The coding region runs from base 224 to 1249 and encodes 341 amino acids.